This is a messenger RNA of Emiliania huxleyi CCMP1516, 594 nucleotides long. RefSeq lists its product as hypothetical. The annotation marks the transcript as partial. The record is from RefSeq and is a predicted model, not a curated record. The transcript has 3 exons. Lineage: Eukaryota; Haptophyta; Isochrysidales; Noelaerhabdaceae.
UACAGUGGCGAGCUGUCGGGCUGCACAAUGAGCGGGGCUGGCCGGCUCGAGUGGCCGGGCGGAACCGUCUAUGAGGGCGACUUUGCUAAGAACACGCCAGAGGGGGAGGGCGCCUUCACGUGGCCCGACCAAAGCCGGUACGCGGGUGCGGUCUCGGCGGGCAGGCGGCACGGGCGCGGUGAGUAUGUGGCGAGCGACGGCGCGCGGUAUGAGGGCGAGUGGCGCAACGGGCUGCGGCACGGCACCGGCCGUCUCACAUACGCCUGCGGCGCUAUGUACGAGGGGAAGUGGUUGGACGGCAGGAGGGAAGGGGAGGGGACGAUGGCGUAUGCGAGCAGCAACGUGUACCGCGGGCAGUGGAAGGCCAGCUGCCGCAGAGAUGCCGUUGAGAGAGACCCGUCUUCUCCCGUCCAGGCGCAGGAGAGGUAUGUCGGAGAAUGGGAGGCGGGUGUGCGGCAAGGACGCACGGGCACCUUCUACUACGCAAACGGCGCCACCUACGCCGGUGAGUGGCGAUCCAACCAGAAGCACGGCCCGGGCGUCUUUGUAUUUGAGGACGGCUCCGUCUUCGACGGCCUCUUUGCGCACGAUCGC